Messenger RNA from Harpia harpyja (harpy eagle), 3939 nucleotides. RefSeq names its product NSF attachment protein gamma (gene NAPG). The transcript has 12 exons. Gene Ontology annotation, molecular function: soluble NSF attachment protein activity; syntaxin binding. Gene Ontology annotation, biological process: intracellular protein transport. Lineage: Eukaryota; Metazoa; Chordata; Aves; Accipitriformes; Accipitridae. The record is from RefSeq and is a predicted model, not a curated record. Gene Ontology annotation, cellular component: SNARE complex; vacuolar membrane. The coding region runs from base 105 to 1049 and encodes 314 amino acids.
GCCCCUCCCCUCGAGGCCCCGUGAGCCCCGCGGCGUUCCGUAACGGGAGCGCAGGGAGGCGGAGGGGUGCUGGGCCGGAGGGGCAGGCCCGCCGCGCUGGCGAGAUGGCGGCGCAGAAGAUUAACGAGGCGCUCGAGCACAUCGCUAAGGCGGAGAAAUAUCUGAAAACUGGAUUCUUAAAGUGGAAACCAGAUUAUGACAGUGCAGCUACUGAAUAUGGGAAGGCGGCUGUUGCUUUUAAGAAUGCCAAGCAGUUUGACCAGGCAAGGGAAGCCUGUUUACGGGAAGCUGAGGCACAUGAAAACAAUAAAGCUCUCUUCCAUGCUGCCAAAGCUUAUGAACAAGCUGGCAUGAUGUUAAAGGAGAUGCAGAGACUCCCUGAAGCAGUUCAGCUGAUUGAGAAAGCCAGUAUGAUGUACCUGGAAAACGGGACACCAGACACAGCAGCUAUUGCACUGGAACGGGCUGGAAAGUUAAUAGAAAACGUGAGCCCAGAGAAGGCUGUGCAGCUCUAUCAGCAAGCAGCAUCAGUGUUUGAAAAUGAAGAACGUUUGCGGCAAGCAUUAGAAAUGCUAGGGAAGGCAUCAAGACUUCUAGUCAGAGGACGCAGAUUAGAUGAGGCUGCGUUGUCUCUUCAAAAGGAAAAAAGUAUUUAUAAGGAAAUUGAAAAUUACCCAACAUGCUAUAAGAAAACUAUUGCUCAAGUCUUAGUUCAUCUUCACAGAAAUGAUUAUGUUGCUGCAGAAAGAUGUGUGAGGGAAAGCUAUAGUAUACCAGGAUUUAAUGGAAGUGAAGACUGUGCAGCACUAGAGCAACUUUUAGAAGGGUAUGACCAGCAGGAUCAGGAUCAAGUUUCUGAAGUCUGUAAUUUGCCACUCUUCAAAUACAUGGACAAUGAUUAUGCCAAGCUUGGUCUUACCUUGGUGGUCCCAGGAGGUGGAAUCAAGAAGAAAUCGCCCAACGCUGCACAAGACAAAGCAAGAGGACCAGCUGCAGUGGGGUCUCAUGCUGAUGAGGAGGAGGAUGAAUAUUCUGGUGGACUAUGCUAGCUACAGACAUAGUCUUAAAUAUCUGACUUAUUUGUGAUGUUGAGCGUAUCCAAAGGUACCAGAUUUACCAGAGCUUCAUUGCAAUUGUGAUAUGGGAAUGCUAAUAUGAAUUUGGCAGCUUCUGGGUACAAUACAGGAGAAAAAGCAUGAUUGUACCUGUCAUCUUGAAACUUCUUUGGACUUCAUUUCUGACCUGGUAGGAGCUUCCUCAGGGCCCUGCCUUCAGUUGAUGGGAAAGAUUUGAGAGAAAUUUUUACUAAAAGCACAGUUUAAAAGAAACCAAAACCCCAGAAGCACUGGAGCAGGGGAAGUGGUACAAAAUUUUAAAUGCUGGGUUUCAACAGUUGACACUUUUUGGUUCAAGGAAUAUGUUUGUGAUUUGUUUUCUGAGUUAAAUAUACCAUCAUGCAUCUGGCUAUUUAUCUUCUGUUUAACACUGUUUAAGGCAGACUGUGCCAGGGAGGAUUUUUCACUAGUACAAGCACUAGGGGGAGCAUUCAGUUUAUUUUCAACAUGUUUUUACUCCACUGCAGAAUAUUAUUUUAAUACCUUAUUCUUUGCAAGCAGUAUCCAUGUGGGUGUGGAAAAUACUAAGUCAACUAGUUUGAAGCUAUCUUGCAAGCUUAAAAGUAUACACACAUCUUCAUCUCAAGAACUUUAUUGACCUGAAGUCUUUGGAAAUAAAUGUGUGCAUAGUGUUUGUAAUGUACACCUUGGGAAUGGAAGGAGCGGACAAGCUUUCUUAGCGAUGUCUGAAGCAUGCCAUAACAAAAAAAGAAACAGAAGGUAGCAGAUAAUGUGCGUUGAAUAUAAAGCUCUGAAGACAAUGUUUAACAAAAACUUAGGUGGAAUGUUUCAAUAAUAUGUUUGAGUUCAUGAGUGUUCUAGGUGUUUAUUUACUAAUCAAUACACUACAAAGACAUUUUUUUCUUUCAUAUUUUCAAAGCAUAGAACAGCGCUCUCUUACAAACGGCGUUUUUCAAACUAGCUCGGAAUCCAAAGUAACCAAAUUUUAAUGCAUCUUGUCUAUUUUUAUUUGGUUUCGAGUCAUCAUUAGUUUUGCAAGCUUCUGUAGUGUCUUAAAUGUGUUUGACCAUUUUAUACUUAAAUGUUGACAACACUAGAAGUUAUACCUGUGGUCUCUUUCUUCAGAAGAAUCUAAUAAAGAUCUGCACUAGGGUGAGAUCAUUUGGAAUCCAGCAGGGAUUUGUGUGUGAUACGUGAUGCCCAAAGUUCAAUAAAUAAUACACCAAAAGCACAGUGUUAAGAGUUGGUACAGUUUCUGCCAUAUUAAGGAAUUGGAUGUCUUAAAAAAUAUCAAGCAUAUGUCUGACAUAUGUGAUGUCUGACAUCAGUGUGUCAGACAUAAUUGUGAGGAAGGUAAGCUUUUAGAGGGCUAAUACUCACUUUCCUCACGGUGGAUAGCAUUCAAUAGCAUUGUGAUGGGUGCAUGAACUACAGCGUAAUUUGAAGGUAGGGCUGCUGUAAAAGUCAAGCUAUUCAAUUUCAUGGGUGUUCAAAAAACAGUUUAGUCUCUUUGUAUUAUGUAGUAAUAACCUUGCAUUUUAAAGCUAUUUGAGACUACACCUGUAGUUUUUUACUAUCUGACAGGUUAAUUUCCCUUUGUUAAUAAUGAUGUAUAUAGAAGUUUUCUAUAAAAUAGUCUAAACGAAAUUUUAGGAAGUGAGUUGCUUUUCUCUGAGAAUGAUUACAGGUGUACAUGAAAGAUAGUUUUGAAGACUUUCCUGUAACUCAUCCGUUUUCACCAUUGGAGCAACUCACUCCAGUUUACUUAACUUCUGCCCUCUGGAUUUGUUCAUGAAGGUGACCAUGCACUUUUUAUGGAGAGUCUUUAUCACAAGUAGAAAAAAACCCACACAUGUAGGAGCACUGGGAACACUCAGUAGUUUUCUUCAGGCAUUUCCUGCUGCAUCCAAUUCUGAAAUCAGUUUUGUUGAAUGGUCCCAAGGAGUCUACUUUUUUGUGUGUGUGUGAACAAUUGUAUAUAUCUGAGAAGAUGGCAUGUAUAAGAAUAAAAAUUGGGAGCCUUGUGUGCUCUGUGAAAGAACUUGCAGACUUUAUUUAAACUGUGCUUGUAAUGCUAACAGGCCCUUAAAAGAAAAAUUGAAAUUUAUGCAUUGGAUUCUUAAAGCAUAUUUUUCAUAUUGCCAAAAAAAAAAAUAGAUGUGCAAGACUGUCUUCGCACUCCCCCAGCUUUUUGCUUUUUUCCUUGUGCCAAGUGUGGAAAAUCUGGGACAAAAGUAACUUGUACCUAAACAUGUUAAGCUGCCAUUAAAUUGAAAGGGGCUUCUCUGAAUCUUAGGAGUAGAAUUUUAAUCUUUGAUUGCAAUGUUGCUGCAAAGACCAAAUCUGCAGAAAUUGAAGUGUCUGAAAAUAAGAUGGUCUAUUUUAUAUAACUUAUUCUCCUAUUUUAGGCAAUGAAAUUGUGAUAGGAAUGUUAACUGCCUUUUAGUAAAUGUUUAACUAUAGAAGAAGCUGUCUGUAUAUUAUGUGUUAGUGUUUGUGUCUCUUUCAAAGCAAUUUGCACACUUAUUAUGUAAAUAUCAUUUCAGUGAUUUAAAGUGGAAGACACCAUUUACAGCAAGAAAGUUUCCAAACCCAGUGUUGACUGUAAGAAAAAUAAGUUGUGCAUGAAGGCUGAGCGAUGGCCAAUGCAAUGUAUAUGUAAACUCAGAAGAUUUCUAAAUCCUCUGCAACUUAAGAUCCAGUAUGCCCAAGUGCAGUGUGAAACCUGUGCUUUAUUUGUUCUUUUUCCAAAUCUGUGGUGUAUUAGAGUACAAAAUGUGUUUGUAACAGCUCUACAGAUGCUGCUUCUUGAAAGAGGCUGUGUGUUUCACCAACAUAAAAAAUAAAACAUGAAACUAAUGCA